GAGAGAGCAGAGUUGGUGUUCGAUGCAGAAGCGACAGCAACAGUUAGGACUUCAGGUUUUCUUGUAUUUCUGAUCACUUUGUACGAACUAAAACUCACAGCUGUGGGAAGAACUGAUACGCGACCACAAUGACUAUGAUUAGCAUACCGUAGAUCACUACAUGGGAAUAGAGUGGCCGAUAUACUACAUAUGGUACAUGGUAAGCAUGUGCCAGAGAAAGGUCGACCACAGGGAUGUGACCAGCGAUGGAGGUAGAGGGGUUGUUCCUGUAUAGGUAAAGAUGACGCUGCUGGCAGGUGAUGGCUCGGACUACGACUACAGCGCUCUGAGCUGUGCCUCUGAUGCCUCCCUCCUCCUCCUCCCUCAACCCCCGCCCCUGUCAGAGCAGGAGGCCCUCAAGGGGGCCUACUACAAACGAGCCCAAUUACUUCCCGAGGACCCAGACCACCUCCUCACCAAUGCUACCUCGCUCUUCGCUACCCAUAAACUCCACGUCAUCAUCAACGUGGGUGGGCUGCGUUAUCAACUACCCUGGACCACCUUGGAGGACUUCCCCCUGUCCCGACUGGGCCAGCUGCGCCUCUGCAGCAGCUUCGACGAGAUCAUGUGCGUCUGCGAUGAUUAUGACAUCGCUCAAAACGAGUUCUUCUUCGACCGCUCGCCCUGUGCCUUCCGCACCAUCCUGACUUUCCUGCGGGCUGGGAAGCUGCGGUCCCUCAGGGAGAUGUGUGCCCUCUCCUUCAGGGAGGAGCUGCACUACUGGGGGGUCCCUGAAGAGAACCUGGAGUGGUGCUGCCGUCGCCGCCUUAUCCAGCGGGUGGAUGAGUGUGACGAGUUGGAACGGGCUGCCCAGGAGGACGAGGAGGAGGAGCUGAUGAUGGACACGGACAGCGGGCACCGUAGGGGUUCCACCGCCCUGGCUACGGAGACCCGGAUGGGACAUUGUAUGAACAAGCUGAGGGACAUGGUGGAGCGGCCCCACUCGGGCCUGCCAGGAAAGAUCUUUGCCUGCCUGUCGGUGCUGUUUGUCACCAUCACAGCUGUCAACCUGUCCAUCAGUACCAUGCCGGCUAUGAGAGAGGAGGAGGAGCAAGGCAAGUGCUCCCAGAUGUGCUACAACAUCUUCAUUGUGGAGACGGUGUGUGUGGGCUGGUUCUCCCUAGAAUUCACCCUGCGCUUCAUCCAGGACCGAGACAAACUAGCCUUCCUGAGGCGCCCUCUGAACCUCAUAGACGUGGUGGCAAUCCUGCCCUACUACAUCACCCUGGUCGUGGAUAGCUACCAGGGGGAGAAGAAGCUGGGUUCGGGAAGUAGUUACCUGGAUAAGGUGGGCCUUGUGCUCCGUAUCCUCCGCGCCCUGAGGAUCCUAUAUGUGAUGCGACUGGCCCGUCACUCCUUGGGCCUGCAGACUCUGGGGCUGACGGCGCGGCGCUGCACACGGGAGUUUGGGUUGCUCCUCCUCUUCCUCUGUGUGGCCAUUGCCCUCUUCUCCCCGCUGCUCUACCUCAUCGAGAACGAGAUGGCCGCCACCCACGAGUUCAGCAGUAUCCCCGCCACCUACUGGUGGGCUGUCAUUACCAUGACAACGGUGGGCUACGGGGACAUGGUUCCGAGGAGCAUCCCGGGUCAGGUGGUGGCGCUAAGCAGUAUCCUGAGCGGGAUUCUUCUCAUGGCGUUCCCAGUCACCUCCAUCUUUCAUACAUUCUCCCGGUCCUACGUGGAACUGAAGCAGGAGCAGCAGAGGCUACUGCAAAGACGGACACACUUCCUGUUACGCAGGAGGAUGGGUGGGCUGGGAAGUAACAUGUCGCUGGAGAGUGACUACCCCAGCUGCGGCUCCACUAAGACCAGGGACCGGGAUGACUGAAGAGGAGGAGGAGGAGCAGGAGGAGCAGUAGGAGAAGCAGUAAGUGGAGGAGGGAGAAUUAAAGGACACAAAGCACAGAGGGAAUAAAACAAAAGAGGGGUUAGGACUUGUCAACUUCAUCUGUGAACAGCGACCUAAAUGACUGUGGAUGAUGAGAGAAAGAAAUCAAGGACACAAAGCACAGAGACUACGGAGAGAAAAUCUGAGAGAGAAACAAAUAAGGGUUAAGAGGACCUGGCAAUGCUCUGCUAAAAAUGUUUUAGUUUAUUAUUCUUCUCUGGACGAUGUCAUCUCUGUCUGCCAUUAUGCGGUAAUAGAGGCCAGAAAUAUUCCCAUAAACCAGAAGAUCUGCACAAUAACAGAAAGAAGAUUGUAAUGAAUCCUAUUAGAUCAUUGACAUUUUGCUGUAUAACAGUACAUUAUAUUCCAUAAAUGCAUAAAUCCAAAAUAACCUACAGUAUAAGCUAUAUGUAAUAUGUGAUUGAUUUCUUCUUCAUUUUUGUGUCUCAAUUGUGAAGAGUCCAGUCCAUAACCAUAUUUCUUAAGAGUUAGGUAUAUUGGAGGUGUAUUGGUGCUCAGCACUGUUAGGGGUUGCAUAUGCAAUUUAUGUAUGAAACAUUGAAGAAACAUGUAUAUGUCCGUAGUUGUUGUGUACUCCGUGUCUUGAAAAUGUAUUUCUAAAUAAUGCUGUCGGUUGCUAUAUAUUUACAACUGAACUGAAGCUGAUCUGCCUCAUGAUUGCUUGGACUUAUUUGUAAUUUCACUGACUUUGUUGCUAUUUCCCAAACAAUUAUACGUCUAUUGGGUCCUACUAAUCACCCCAAACAACCCAAAAGUACCAACAAGUACCUAAAAGUACCCAAAAUAACCCAAUAAUAGCAAAAAGAACCCAAAAGUACCCAGGAGAAUAACAAAAAACCCUAAUCAGGUACCCAAAAUAACUCCAAACAGAAGUGGAGGCUGGUGUAAGGAGCUAUAGGAGGACAGUCUCCCACAUUGUAAUGUGGUUUCUAUAUAUUUGAUGUGUUUGAUACCGUUCCAUUAUUCCAUUCCAGGCAUUACAAUGAACCCGUCCUCCUAUAGAUCCUCCCACCUGCCUCCUCUGCCAACCCGGUACCAAAAGAACCCAUAAACAAACCCAAACAGUUACUCAAAUGAUCAGUUCAGGUUCACGUUUCAGGUGUUACGCUACAUGCUAGUCAUAACUAGGAAACUCUGAAAUGUCUGACUUGCUGAUUUGUUGAAUGCGGCACGUCUAUAACUACAAUCAAUUAGGAUCUUUUGGGUUCUUUUGGUACCCGGUUUGGCAGAAGAGGCAUGUGGGAGGAUCUAUAGGAAGAUGGGCGCGUUCACUUUUGUCAAGAUAGUGACCAACGAUGGUCACCAACUUUCAAAGUGUGUUGCAAUAUGGGCAUAAAAAUUGUCCGACUACAUCGGCUGCAUGACCUUUACAGCAAUCAUACGAUCAAAGGUCAUGAACUUUGACUGCAGUCAACUGAAGAUUUCUCAGCAACUGAAACUUGAAUUCGAAACCAAAGCAUUGUGUGAGAUGAGCCUCUUCAAUUUGUUUUGAUGUUGCCACCUAUCAUUGGUUAUUAUCAAUGCAUGUUUACUGUUUUUGGGUGGAAGACUAUUUAGAGCAUAAAUACAUCUUUAUCUUUACAUCCUAACAAUCUAAUUACAUAGGCCUACAUGUGAUCCACGUUUCUAACAUAGAUAAAUGAAAUAUCCAACUAGAUGCUACUGUAACGUUGUGUCCCAUGUUAUAUCCGGCAAUUUAUUUGUUCAGUCUGUAAUAUUGUUGUCACCAAACAAAUGCAAAUGUGUUGAUUGUCUAUUAAGUGUGAAUAAAAUGUAAUACAUAUUGUAAGCUACACAUGAGGCUUAAUCUGUGUCCGGGAAACCAGCCCUUAAUGAGCAAGUAUCCCAGACGCCAGUCGCGGGGUCAGUACCAACUGCGUUUGACUGCUUGGCAUGUUGUUAGGCAUAUUGUUUGCCAAGUAAUUUAUGUGAACUGAUGUACAUGUAUAGUCUAAUCCUGUUCAUAGUGUUUACCCAGUAUGUGAACUGAUAUACAUGUAAAUUAUUCCUUUUCUGUACAGUGAGUGUUUUGUCCUUCAUGCGCUUGAAUCAAAUUCUGUUAUUUACAUGCUGACAAAAGCAACAUAAAGGUUGAGAAUUAAAGAAAUUAC
Messenger RNA from Oncorhynchus gorbuscha (pink salmon), 4059 nucleotides. RefSeq names its product potassium voltage-gated channel, subfamily G, member 1 (gene kcng1). Gene Ontology annotation, biological process: potassium ion transmembrane transport; protein homooligomerization; regulation of delayed rectifier potassium channel activity. The coding region runs from base 281 to 1867 and encodes 528 amino acids. The record is from RefSeq and is a predicted model, not a curated record. Gene Ontology annotation, molecular function: delayed rectifier potassium channel activity. The transcript has 4 exons. Gene Ontology annotation, cellular component: voltage-gated potassium channel complex; membrane. NCBI's taxonomy places the organism in Eukaryota, Metazoa, Chordata, Actinopteri, Salmoniformes, Salmonidae.